Necator americanus (New World hookworm) is the source of this 2082-nucleotide messenger RNA. RefSeq lists its product as uncharacterized. Gene Ontology annotation, biological process: sodium ion transmembrane transport. Gene Ontology annotation, cellular component: plasma membrane. Bases 1 to 2082 code for a protein of 693 amino acids. NCBI's taxonomy places the organism in Eukaryota, Metazoa, Nematoda, Chromadorea, Rhabditida, Ancylostomatidae. The transcript is spliced from 20 exons. The record is from RefSeq and is a predicted model, not a curated record.
AUGACAGAACAAGGAAAGAAGAAAAACGAAGACAAACGAAAGCAACAACAGAAUACACAGGGUGAUGAAAGCGAUAAAAAAGGACAAACUCUUAACGAUGAUCUCAUUCCUACACAAACUACUACACCUAACGAAAAAGAGAAUAUACAACAAAUCGCUUCAACACAGAAGCCAACUCCUACUAAAGAAAAAAAUGAAAUAAAACCUGAAGAUGAUGUUCGAAAGUCGAAACAAGAAGGAAAGAAUGGUGAUGGUCCAGAACCAGAACAAAUCAGAGAACAACCAAGCAGUUGGAAAGACCAAACAAGUCAAACGAAGUCAGGACGUGUGAAAGGAGACCCUCUCAAAUGUCAAAUAAUGGACUUAUUAAUGUUCUGCUGUCUUCUCACCUCAACGACCACCUUAUGGAAAUUUCCGACAACAGUGUUGGAUUUGGGAGGCUUUUAUUUCAUUAUUGUAUACUUGUUGAUGUUGUUUAUAAUAGUAUUUCCUGUACUACAUCUAGAAAUAUAUGUGGGGCAGUAUUGUCAGGCUGGUAUCUACAAGGCCUGUCGAUCAUAUGGACUUGGAUACGAAGGUUUCGGCCUUGCCGUUGUGUUCACUGCCGCAGUAUGUGGAUUAGCAGGCGAGCAACAAACUUAUACAAGUGUUAAACACAUUAUAAAUCUUGUCACAUCGCCUGAAUCUACAGUAUCGUGUCGGUAUAUGAAGAUAAGCGAUCCUUUCCUCGCUUAUCGUUGUACGUCACUAUUCGAUAAUAAAUGGUGCUUAAAUUCGGGAGAUGGUUUCAUGUUUUAUGGAAGAAGGUGUAUCAAUGACAGCACCAUUGUCACAUCACAAGUCAGAGCAACCGACCGUUAUUACGUGCAUCUUACAAGUGAGCCAAAUGCGGACUUCGAUCUUUAUAGGCUCUUAUACACAUUUUUUGUGUAUUGUUCUCUUGCACUUUUGGGUGUCUGCGGUAUGAAAGUAAUUCGUUUGUUUCUGGCCGUAACUUACUUGUGCUUCAUACUCCUACUCAUUGUCUCGUUCUUACAGUUUCUAGACAUUGGAAAAUUUUCAAAUGCGCUUUCCGUUCUCUCAAGAGCGAGUAAUCCCGAGUCUAUUUUCGAUGCUAACACCUACAUCAUUGCUUUCCACAGCAGUAUAGUAUCGUGUGGUAUCGGUCUGUCAGGAAUAUUAUGUGCGUCUUCGUUUCGGAACAGAAAUAACAGUAGUUUUAAACUCACUUACGGAAUUGUUCUGAACAAUGCAAUUAUUAGUAUUAUAAGUCUUUUCAUGUUCUUAUGUGUUAUGAGUGCUAUGGGAGGGAAAUACCGAGUCCUGGGUGAAGAUUUGUUUAGUUCAGGUUACGAAUUCGGCAUAACAACAGUAACGGAAGUAUUCAUGGUGAAGGAGAAGUCUGUCAUAUGGAUAGUGGCUUAUAACCUUUCCGUCUAUAUAGUUAGUGUUGUGUCAUUUUGUGGACCUGUCAUUAUAAUUUCUGCCCUGGUUCGUGAUACGGCGGAACGUCACCGGCAACUCUGGACUGCUUGGGCUGUCAUUGCUUUUUGUUUGACAGCAUUUCUCGCAUCAGUACCUCGAUCAAUUACUAACAUUGGUGAGCAAUGGGAGCACGUUAUCAUAGCUUUCUAUGAGUGCAUGCUGUUCUUCGUAUUAUCCGUUAUGGUUCUUGCAUUUGUACAUGUUUAUGGCGAACGGGAAUAUGUCGUCGAUCUUGCUCAGCUCUACCCGAUUAAGGAUGGAUAUCGUCCGUGGACCUCACCAGCUCAUCCAGUACACCUCCGGAUUUUUGAAGUCGUAACAUUCCUUUUCCUGAUUCUAAUGGUGUUAAGUUUUGUUUAUACCUUGGGGCCUAACCGCGUUCAGAAGAGUUUGCUGUUCGUAAUUUCUUCAUAUGGUUUAGUUCUCACAGUGCUUGCUUUUAUAUUGGGAUUGCUAGUAUACAAUGGUUAUGGAAGCAUAAGAAGAGGCGAGGGUUUAAGCACUUUAUUCUUCGUCACGCCCGAACACCCUUCCUAUUGGAGAAUUACUGCGCUUGCUGGUGUAGAAGAAGCUGCAUUCACAGAAGAAGUACAGUGA